GUCGCGGCCAAACUCUUUUUUUUUCUUUUCUAUUUGUUUAGGCCUACCAACAAGCGACUAGGCAAUGGCCCACCCAGUCGCCGAGUGGAACUUCGGCCUCUUUGGCGACGACGACGACGACCAUGACGACCUCUUUGGGGACCGAGACGUCGUCGGGGCCGGGGGCAACGCUGAUUUGGCGCCCCUUGCGCCCAUAAAAACUUUUUUUGAACUGGCUCUGCCGAGAGGGCCGAUUCUCUCUUCGGCUGCCGUCGCCGCCGCCACUGCCUCUGUUCCACCCGGGGCCCCUUUAUCGCUCCGGGCUGGACAGAGUGCAGCUGGCACAGUGGGGUCGAGAGAUUUGGUGAGCACUUCGAGCGGCUGGGUUUGGGCGCCCACAAGGGCGCCAGCCUCAAGAAGGCCUUUGAGGACCUCGUCGCUGAGCGGGGCCCCGACAGAACUAUCAGCCUAUGUCACGACAAGGAAGGUCUCCUGCGUCUCGCAUUCGACUUGCUGGUCGAGGAACGCUGGGGGGUCAAGUGGUUUGGCGCAGACUGCGAGCGAGUGAUCGCCCAGCCACCCAUUUGGCCCGAUGACUCGACAGUCCUUAUUGUCCACUUUACGUCGCUGCUGCGCAAGGUCUUUCACUUCCAGAAGCUGAGGAUUGCCAAAACCGCAAAGGGAGAGCAGAAUAGCCGAACCCCGGAGCUCGCACAUGAAUCACCUGUGCAGGAGCAGGACCCGAAUGUGGUGGAGAUUCCCGACCCAGCCUGGACUCGACAGCCUAUUCAACAGUAUCGUUCCUUCCAAAUCCACAGCUCAGGCGCGGCACAAAUUCAGCAACCCCUUCCUGAUCUCUCCGAGAUUCCAAACCUAGCUUUGAC
Messenger RNA from Lasiosphaeria miniovina, 863 nucleotides. RefSeq lists its product as uncharacterized. The coding region runs from base 65 to 547 and encodes 160 amino acids. Lineage: Eukaryota; Fungi; Ascomycota; Sordariomycetes; Sordariales; Lasiosphaeriaceae. The transcript is spliced from 3 exons. The record is from RefSeq and is a predicted model, not a curated record.